Messenger RNA from Alosa alosa (allis shad), 1303 nucleotides. RefSeq names its product endonuclease domain-containing 1 protein. Lineage: Eukaryota; Metazoa; Chordata; Actinopteri; Clupeiformes; Clupeidae. The transcript has 2 exons. Bases 36 to 950 code for a protein of 304 amino acids. Gene Ontology annotation, molecular function: hydrolase activity; nucleic acid binding; metal ion binding. The record is from RefSeq and is a predicted model, not a curated record.
UUCACAUUGGCUUUGGUAAAUCGUUAUACCUGGCAAUGCAUGUCCCUCUCACCUGGCUAGUGCUGGCCUUGGCCGUCCUGCACCCUGCUCCGACCGCCCGCUCAACCGUGGUCGAGGACUUCAACGAUGUGGCGGGGUGCAAGGACUCACUGUACAUGGGCACACCGCCGCGGGGCAUCCUGGGCAGCAACCUGAAGAAGAUCUGCCAACGCUACGCCGACAAGCCGCGCUAUGUCACCCUCUAUGACACCAAGAAACGCAUCCCGGUUUACUCUGCCUACACCUUCAAGAAGACAGAGGGAGACAGGCGGGUGGAUUAUCCAUGGAUGUACGAGCCUCAGCUUGCAGAGACAGAUGGCAAUGGGAACAUGAUGCCUUUCCCCACUGGAUAUUUGCACAUGAAGUUUGAAAACGGUCAGGCGGUUCUCGACGACUACUCAGACGUGGUGCUCUACGAGCGAGGCCACUUGAACCCAGACCAGCACCAGUCACACCCCCACGACCGUGCCGCCACCUACACGCUGACCAAUGUUGUGCCAGAAAUCCGCGAGUUCAACAUAGGCCCGUGGCGCGAGUACGAAGAGCGCAUCCGCAUUCGCCUCAACAACUACUGCCGCGGCACUGCCUUCAUCGUGACGGGGGUGACCACUAGGGGUAACAUGAUCCGCCGCAACAAUCAAGACCGCGUGGCCAUCCCCGAAGACAUCUGGUCGGCAUAUUGCUGCACUGAGUACGACCGCAACGCGCCCCACGAUGUCCGUAUACGCUUCCCCUCGCACGCCGCUCUGGCCAAGAAUGCCAAGGAGGGCAGCUCAGUUCAGGAGUUCACCGUCAUGGAGCUGGAGAACUUCCUUAAGUACCACAUGGACGUGGACCAGAACCUACAGAUCUUCUACGACAACUGCAUUGCGCCCUCUCCUCUUCCCCUCUACCUGCAUCAUACUAUUUGACGGAAGGCAUCGACCUUCAGGGCCAAAAAAAUUCGUCGCCCUCGGGGUCGAUGUUUCCCAUGACGCACAAUAUGACCAUUUGUGCCUUCGUGUUUUUUUGUGGGAGUCAUCCUUUUUCUCUGAAAUGUCUUUAUCAAUGUGAUAACACAUCGGGGGUUAAAGUUGAGUUAUAGUUAACCUAUUGUGUAAGAAAGUGAAAGAGGGAUUGAUAAGCCCACAAUUGACUCCAUUAUAGCAGUUUGCAAAUGUUAGAGAUAAAACGCUACAACCCAGCAAUCUGUAUGACAUAACAUGAUAUCUGAUUAUAUUUGACUAUGUUAUGUAUGAAUAAACAGGCUACUGCCAUUAAAACA